Messenger RNA from Planococcus citri (citrus mealybug), 3334 nucleotides. Its product is annotated as sodium/calcium exchanger Calx-like. Lineage: Eukaryota; Metazoa; Arthropoda; Insecta; Hemiptera; Pseudococcidae. Gene Ontology annotation, biological process: calcium ion import across plasma membrane; cell communication; sodium ion transmembrane transport. The record is from RefSeq and is a predicted model, not a curated record. The transcript has 15 exons. Bases 522 to 3035 code for a protein of 837 amino acids. Gene Ontology annotation, cellular component: axon; sarcolemma; postsynapse. Gene Ontology annotation, molecular function: calcium:sodium antiporter activity.
UUACUCUUGUCUAUAGAUGAACUGUUGUGUCUUUUCAGUGUCGAUAGUUUUUAAUUAUUGUACGGGCGAUAAGUGUGCUCUUCUUCAUAAAAGUAUACUUUGGUCGGAGUAUUUUGUAUUCGAUUCGAAGUACCUACUUCGUCAGUACUCAACUACGAGAUGAGCUGGGUUUAAGAUACAAUGUCUCGUAAACAUUUUGUACUCAUUAACAGUAUGAUACACCAACGAUACAAACCUGUUCGAUACACAUAGUUUCAAUUUAAAUGUAGGUCCAGGUAUACGCGCUUUAUUGUUUUUACAUGUCGGAUUGUCGGUCUCGGUAUGCAAGUGCUUUCACUAGCAUUAAAUUUCUCGGUGGUUUGCACUUCGGAGUGAUUUGAUUACGCUUAUCAUUUCGAAUUUUUUUUCAUAUGUGUGUGUAAUCAUGGUGAUGAUGUGAUUCAAUAACACUCGUAUUAGGUGCAGUUAGAAAAACUAUUAUCCAUUUAUCGCCCAAUCGCCUAUGAUUAGAAUUGUGCGCGAUGGGUCACGACUCGAACCACAGCCGAUAUCCGUGGGGUCCUGAGGAUAUUUGUGCGCCCGGAUUAAUUCUACCUUUAUUGGAUGAGCGAUUAUGGAGUACGUGGUUUCGAACAUUGGCGUACUUUUGUACGCUGUUGUAUUUUUUCAUCGGAAUUGCCAUCAUAACGCAAAUAUUUAUGACAUCCAUCGAUAGAAUUACAAGUCAUACGAGAAAAAUUUAUCUGGCUAAUAAAGUUAAACGAGACGGUAGCAGUGAUUCUUUCGAGUCUAUAUUGAAAGAAGAUGAACCUGAAAUUAUUGAAGUGCGAGUAUGGAACGAUACUGUUGCCAAUUUGUUGCUCAUGGCCUUCGGUACUGCAUCGCCAGAAAUUUUACUAUCGAUUGUGGAAACUGUCGCACAUAAUUUCGAAUCAGGAAAACUGGGUCCAUCCACUAUCGUUGGUUCGGCGGCUUUUAAUUUAUUAAUCAUCACCAGCAUUUGUAUUCUUGCCUUGCCUCCUGGAGAAAUAAAAAAAGUUCAUAGAAUGAAAGUAUUCUUAGUGACCGGAUUAUUCAGCUUCUUCGCUUACAUAUGGCUGUUAUUGAUUCUACGGUACAUUUCGCCGGAUGUUGUGGAAUUAUGGGAAGCUUCGAUAACUUUUAUAUUGUUUCCAAUUUUGAUCGUUUUCGCUUACGUCGCAGAUCGUGAUUAUUUCGGAUUUUUGCAAUCAAAAGAUAUGAAACGACAAUUGGAGCUUACUACUUUGCAAGGCGGUGAGUUGAAUGGCAAGCCUAAAACGUUGUGUAAGGCCAAUGGAGAAGUCGACAGAGAAAAUUUGAUUAAAUUCGUCAAAGAAGUUAAAAAGUUUCCCAAUUUAAAAGAAGAAGAAAUCGCUCUGUUAGCCGCUACAAAAUUAGUCGACGAAAGUAGUCGUUCAGCAAACUGGCACAGAAUAAACAGCGUUAGAAAAUUUACUGGAAAUAAAAAUGGACAACCUGUGCUGUGCAAUAAAUUAAAAGAGGUAUACGAGAUAAUAAAAAAUCACCCAGAUGGUUUAAAAUUGGGAGAAUUACCUCAAACUCCCGAGUCUGAAGACGUUUCACUUAUUGAAUUCCAUUGCCCCAGAAUGGCUGUAAAGGAAAACAUUGGUAAUUUCUUUGUAACUGUUUGGAGGCAUGGAAAUUUAGAUAAAGAAGCGAGAGUUAGAAUUGAAACCAUCGAUGGAACAGCCAAACGAAUUGAAGAUUACAUUCCAAUCAGAGAGGUGUUAACUUUUGCACCGAAUGAGGAUCAAAAAAAGGUCGCCGUUUCAAUAGUGAACGAUAAUAAAUGGGAACCCGACGAAGAAUUUUUCUUAAGGUUAACUGUGGUGGGAAAAUACGCUGAUCGAGUUAAACUGGGUCAAUACUCCAUAAUGGAAGUAACCAUUAUCGACGACGAAGAGCCUGGAAUCGUUUCAUUCGAAAAACGAGGCAUCGUGGUGAAGGAAAGUGCUGGAUUGAUUUGUGUUCCAGUGAUGAGAACUCGUGGAGCAGAUGGACGUGUAGUUGUGAAAUGGAAAACUAUCGAUAAAACUGCUAUUGCUGGCAGAGAUUAUGUAGGCGGUGAAGGAGAAGUAGUUUUCGAAGAUAAAGAGGUUAAACAAAAAAUAAAUAUCCAAAUAAUCGACGAUAUGGAUCCGGAGAAAGACGAGUAUUUUGAAAUAGCACUUUUCGAGCCUACCAACGGAGCUAAAAUUGGCAAUAUUAAUAGAACCUUAAUCACCAUCAGUAACGACGAUGAUUUUAACAGCGUUGCACAUAGAUUAAUGCUCUUGACAGGAGCAAAUUUGGAUGCUAUCAGAGUUCAUACCGAAACGUGGGGCGAACAGUUCAAAUUGGCGAUGAGUGUUGCUGGUGGCGAUGUCGAAAACGCUACUACUUUGGAUUAUGUCACGCACUUUUUCUCAUUUUUUUGGAAGGUUUUGUUCGCAUUAGUGCCUCCGGUGGCAAUAUUUGAUGGUUGGCUUUGCUUCGUUGUUUCAUUAUGCGUGAUUGGAAUUAUGACAACGAUAAUUGGCGAUUUAGCGACCAUAUUCGGUUGCUUAAUAGGCCUCGAUGAUUCGUUAACAGCUAUUACGAUCGUAGCUUUGGGAACUACAUUGCCAGAUAUACUCGGCGCUCGCAUGGUAUCAAAAGCUGAAGCACAUGCUGACGGUGCUCUAAUCCAUAUAUCUGGUUCGAUUGCUGUAAAUGUUUUAAUUGGUGUGGGUGUGCCAUGGUUUGUGGCUGCAGCAUAUCAUGCUCAAAAAGGUACACAAUUUCAGGUGAAAUCUGCUGGUUUAGAGUUCAGCGUUUUAUUAUUCUCAGUUGCCGCAGUCUUGGCCGCCUUACUACUCGUUUUGAGGAGAAAACUAUCGAUGUUUGGAAAAGCUGAGCUAGGUGGUCCAAUCAAAACGAGAUAUUUAUCUGCAGUAAUUCUUGUAUCUUUGUGGUUGCUUUAUUUAUUGUUCAGUUUCCUUCAAAUCACUCAUGUUAUCGAUCCUGUUUUUUAAUAUGGCUACUGGCUCUCAAAGUCUUUCUCGAAUAAAAUUUGAGUCUGUUUUUAACCCAUCGAACAUAAGAAACCAUUUUUUAUGAAAUCGAGUCAACCUUUUUGUUUUUAUAUGUUUUGUAUCAUUUUUUUAAUCAAAAAAGAAAAAUUAGUGUAAUAUUCACCAUUUAUGUUCCUUCUUCAUCUAAUCUAACAUAAUUACCUACGAAAUAUGUAAAGUACAAAGUACCUAUGAUCGACUUCCGUUUCUCUCGGAAGUGGAGUUCACGAGCGUGCAAUGAAUAGUUUUAUUCGAUUUUU